CCGGCCCCCCCAGGGGGUCAAGCCCCUGCUACAGUGCUACCCCCCCCAGGGGGUCAAGUCCCCCACGAACACCAUGCGUCCCUCCUCCCCCUCCUCGGGGUCGUCCCCCUGCCGCAGAGCCAGGCUUGACCCACAGUGACCCUGCCCCUUUGUGGAGGCUCUUCCCCAAGGGGGCCAUGCCCCUGCCGCAGAGCCACCAGAGUGUUCUGGAGGUGGGGCCUCCCUAAAGCUGACCAGGAGGCCCCCCACCGCUGUGGACACCUCCUCCAUCCCUCCCCCCAUGGCCUCCAGGCCCCUGUCGGGACUUCUGGGGCGGGGGUUGGAACCAGGCUUUGUCCUAGAGCACCCGGAGGGGAAGGGUCUCCCAACUUAGCAUCGCUGGAAGGUCUAGCCCUCUCCUAGCUCCCCAUCCUGAUCUCUCGGCUUGGUUCCUUAUCCCUCGACCACUUGGCCUGGGUUUAAGGACCCUCUGCAUGGGGGUGAGGGGUCCCUGAAUUCUGCUGUUUGGUUGGGGGUAUACCAGGCUCUUUCUCUGAGGGCACUGGCCCAAGAGCUGGUGGGCAGGAACGGGCGCCCUGAUUUUGGCAAGGUGCUGUCCAAGGGAUGCAUUCCCCCUCUUUGGAGUGAGGACAUCUGGGACCGAGGGGACCUCCCCGUUCUGCUGGCUCCCCUUGUGGCAUAGUGUCUGACUCUGGGAGCAUGAAGAGCAGGUGUCUCUAGGGCAGGAAAGAUGGCAGAUAAGCGAAAACUCCAAGGUGAGAUUGAUCGCUGCCUCAAGAAGGUGUCCGAAGGAGUUGAGCAGUUUGAGGACAUUUGGCAGAAGCUUCACAAUGCCGCGAAUGCCAACCAGAAAGAGAAGUAUGAGGCUGACCUGAAGAAGGAGAUUAAGAAGCUACAGCGGCUGAGGGACCAGAUCAAGACAUGGGUAGCUUCCAACGAAAUCAAGGACAAGCGGCAGCUCAUCGACAACCGCAAGCUCAUCGAGACGCAAAUGGAGCGUUUCAAGGUCGUGGAACGGGAAACGAAGACCAAAGCUUACAGCAAAGAGGGGCUUGGCCUGGCCCAGAAGGUGGACCCGGCCCAGAAGGAGAAGGAGGAGGUUGGGCAGUGGCUCACGAACACCAUCGACACCCUCAAUAUGCAGGUGGACCAGUUUGAGAGUGAAGUGGAGUCGCUGUCUGUACAGACCCGGAAGAAGAAGGGGGAUAAGGACAAGCAGGAUCGGAUUGAGGGCUUGAAGCGACACAUCGAGAAGCACCGCUACCACGUGCGCAUGCUGGAGACCAUACUGCGCAUGCUGGACAACGACUCCAUCCUGGUGGACUCGAUCCGGAAGAUCAAGGACGAUGUGGAAUAUUACGUGGACUCCUCGCAGGACCCCGACUUUGAGGAGAAUGAGUUCCUCUACGAUGACCUUGAUCUUGAGGACAUUCCACAGGCGCUGGUCGCCACCUCACCCCCAAGCCACAGCCACAUGGAGGAUGAGAUCUUUAAUCAGUCCAGCAGCACACCCACCUCCACCACCUCCAGCUCCCCCAUCCCGCCCAGUCCAGCCAACUGCACUACGGAAAACUCUGAAGAUGACAAAAAGAGAGGACGGUCUACAGACAGUGAAGUGAGCCAGUCUCCAGCCAAGAAUGGCUCUAAGCCUGUCCACAGCAACCACCACCCACAGUCCCCUGCUGUGCCGUCCAGCUACCCGGCCGGCCCUGCCCCUGCGCCCCCUGCACUGGGCAAUGGGCCCGGCAGCAACGGGGCUCCCGUGGUGCCUCCCAAAGCCAACCCUGCCCCCGGCCACAAUGCCAGCACCCCCACCCCGUACGCCCAGGCUGUAGCCCCUCCUGCCCCGACCACCGGCUCCGCCCAGCCCAGGCCACCCAGCGUCCAGCCUGGUGGGAACAGCAGCAAGCAGAACGGGGCCACCAGCUAUAGCUCCGUGGUGGCUGAUAAUUCAUCAGAGCUGAGCCUGAGCAGCAGUGGGAGCAGCAGCAGCAGCAGCCAAGCCCUGGGUCCCCCCCCUGGCCCCCACAACCCACCCCCCACCGCCACGAAGGAGGCGGCCGGGGCGGCUCCAGCCGGGGCAGGGGGCGUGGGCGGGGGCUCGGGGAGCAGUGCCGGAGGACCCAGCCUCCUGGUGCCCCUGCCUGUGAACCCUCCCAGCUCCCCGACACCCAGCUUCAGUGAGCCCAAGGCAGCUGGGGCCCUGCUCAAUGGCCCCCCGCAGUUCAGCACAGCCCCGGAGAUCAAGGCUCCUGAACCCCUGAGUUCCCUGAAGUCCAUGGCAGAGCGGGCAGCCAUCAGCUCUGGCAUCGAGGAUCCUGUACCCGCCCUGCACCUGGCCGAGCGUGACAUGCUCCUGGGCAGCAGUUCGGCCCCUCCGGCCUCAGCCCAGCCGCCCCUGCAGCUGUCCGAGGUCAACAUCCCGCUGUCGCUGGGCGUCUGCCCCCUGGGGCCUGUGGCCCUCACCAAGGAACAGCUCUACCAGCAAGCUAUGGAGGAGGCUGCCUGGCACCACAUGCCCCACCCUUCAGACUCAGAACGCAUCCGGCAGUACCUGCCUCGGAACCCGUGCCCGACCCCGCUGUACCACCACCAGAUGCCACCGCCGCACUCGGACACGGUGGAAUUCUACCAGCGCCUUUCGACGGAGACCCUGUUCUUCAUCUUCUAUUAUUUAGAGGGCACAAAGGCUCAGUACCUGGCUGCCAAGGCCCUCAAGAAGCAGUCGUGGCGAUUUCACACCAAAUACAUGAUGUGGUUUCAGCGGCACGAGGAGCCCAAGACCAUCACCGAUGAGUUUGAGCAGGGCACCUACAUCUACUUUGACUAUGAGAAGUGGGGCCAGCGAAAGAAGGAAGGCUUCACCUUCGAGUACCGCUACUUGGAGGACCGGGACCUGCAGUGACCCCUGCCCUCUGACCCUCUCCCCCCCCCUGCCUGCCCCCAGCACCUGGGGCCAGGGGCAGCUCUCCAGGCCAGGGACUCUCCCCCCCCUCCCCAGCUGGGGAAGGACUUGUUUUUCGUAAACCUAUUUUCAUUUUUGAAGAUAUUUAUGAAUAAAUAGUUUUAUAUGA
Molecule: messenger RNA, 3074 nt
Organism: Dromiciops gliroides (monito del monte)
Lineage: Eukaryota; Metazoa; Chordata; Mammalia; Microbiotheria; Microbiotheriidae
Gene: CNOT3
Product: CCR4-NOT transcription complex subunit 3
Exons: 18
Coding region: 731-2905 (724 amino acids)
Biological process (GO): regulation of DNA-templated transcription; nuclear-transcribed mRNA poly(A) tail shortening; regulation of stem cell population maintenance
Cellular component (GO): nucleus; CCR4-NOT core complex; P-body
Source: RefSeq, a predicted model, not a curated record